Messenger RNA from Xiphias gladius (swordfish), 2707 nucleotides. Its product is annotated as zinc finger protein ZFMSA12A. Lineage: Eukaryota; Metazoa; Chordata; Actinopteri; Istiophoriformes; Xiphiidae. The record is from RefSeq and is a predicted model, not a curated record. The transcript has 7 exons. Bases 171 to 2186 code for a protein of 671 amino acids.
AGUGGAGUCGGGAAGUGGUGUUCAGCUGCAUAUGACAGCGAGAGGGAAGUGGCGAGCAGUGGGAUUAAAGGCUUUCUUUUCUUCACUAGUCACUGCAGGAGGAAGAUCAUUUUAAUUAGGAAACAUUCCUCUGUUUCCGUCCAACUAUCGUAGCUCCUCAGGGGAAUAAAAUGGAGGAUGCCCUGCCCCUGUCCGCGCUGAGGCUCCUGGCUCCACCUCUGAGAGUGAUGUUGGCUGUGAUGUGGAAGGUGGUUAGUCAGAGGAACAUAAAGCAUUAUGGGAAAGUGGAGGAGUUUGUGUCCCUGGUCACUGAAGCCAUCCCUGACAUCUUGACAAACAGACAGAUGAGACUGCUCACUCUGGGCUUAAGAGCAAAGAUGACUUUGCAGAUGUUACGGUCUGAACAGUCAGAGGAUCUCAGACGUGUUAGAGCACACUUAGACCGCCUCCUGCCAACCAGCUCAAAGCAGCUUCAGCCAGAAAAUGAAGCUCUCGAAGCCAACUUUGUCAGGCUUGUUCACAGACUCCUGGAGGACCCAGAAAGGAGAGAACACUUCCUCGAGAAUGUGUUUCCUGUGGAGUAUGGCCCUAACUUUGAUACGGCACUGGAGACUCUGGUUUGUGAGUUCUUCACCCGACUGGAAGAGCUGGUGCUUAUACCAAACUUUAAACAGACUGCAAUGUGGAUCAGUGAUACAUCCUCUGUGCUAGAAGAGUACACACAGUGUGUAACCAAAGCAGAUGACCUCAAAGUGUUGCUCAGAAGCAAGGUGCAUCACGGUGAAAUGGCCAAGAUGGAUUCCAGUGUGCCCUCUUCCUCGGAGCAGCAGCUCUUCUCAUCUUUAUCUCUCCCCCCUUCAUUGAGAGCGACCAACACCAAAGAUGUGGAGUGUAACACGCAAACAGCUGAAAACCAAAGAGAAUCUGACGCGAUUUGUCCUCAGGAGGCUGGAGAUAAGGGGAUAGGGGAUACAAGAUGGCCGUCUAUGAAUGAGAUGGAACAGAGUCUAAACGGCGGCAAUACAGGACGAACAACAGGGGGGAAAUGCAGUGACAGUAUUCCUGAUGAUCACAUUGUGGAGGACUGUGAUGACAGAGCUCCUUCUACAUCUGCUGGGAGUCCUGUAUUGCCCAGCGCCAUGAUAGGGCCCCCUCGGCAGAGAGUUGCACACAAAUGCACUCAGUGUGGGAAGUGCUUCAUUUACCGUUAUGAGCUCCUGGAACAUCAAAGACUGCACACUGGAGAAAACCCUUACAAGUGCUCUCAGUGUGGAAAGGCUUUCAGGAGGACGUCUGACCUGUCCACGCACAGACGAACACAGUGCAUAAAAGCGGCUUACAUUUGCAUCAAAUGCGGAAAUAGCUUUCAGUCUAUACAGGACAAAUUUAGGCACCAGUGUGUUCAUAGUGUCCAAAAGUUUGACUGUUCCCAGUGUGGGAAAAGCUUUAAGAAAAUGUACUUGCUGGGUAAGCAUGAGCUGACUCACAGCCAGAACCGUAUUUUCACAUGCAGACAGUGUGGGGAAGUGUACCCCAGUAUGAGUGAGCUGAGAUCCCAUCAGAAGAUUCAUCCUCCCGAGCUGUCCAAUCAGUGCAUGCAGUGUGGAAAAUUUUUCAGCUCUGCUGCAUGUUUGACAGCCCACGAGCUGCGCCACAGACAACAGAGAACACAGAUUUGCGUGCGUUGUGGCAAAGCUUUUAAGAACAAACACGACCUGAAUCUUCACAUGCGUAGCCACACGGGCGAGAGGCCUUUUCAGUGCACGUACUGUGGGAAACGUUUCUCUGUGUCAGGAAAUCUGAACAUACAUAUUAGAACUCACACUGGAGAGAAACCAUAUCUGUGCUCUGACUGCGGCAAGGCUUUUGUUUCGGCUGGCGAGCUGCAGAUACACAGACGCACCCACACGGGGGAAAAGCCAUACAAAUGCACUGUGUGUGGGAGAGGAUUCACCAUGGCUAGUAAAGUGACCCUACAUAUGCGCGUUCACACCGGGGAACGCCCUUAUGUCUGCUCUGAAUGUGGGAAAGGUUUUUCUCGUGGCAGCGAACUGAAAAAACAUACCAUGAACCAUACAGGGGUUCGACCCUACGCUUGCCAGCUGUGUGCAAAGACUUACACAUGCCUCAAUCACCUGAAGAGACACUUAAAAACUCACAGUGUAGUCCAAACACAGUCUGUCUGAUUCUCUUUAAUUACCAUCAGGCUUUUCUCACAUGAACAUUGUCUUUAUGCAACUAGCGUGUACUGACUGCGAUGUUGACUUUAUGCACUGUGUAACAGGUUUCACUCUCACCCUCUGUUGUAAGGACUAUGUUGCAGAAAUGCUUGUUUUUACUGGUUGAUUCUUUAUCCUGCUUUGUCAGAUCUGUUGUGAUUGUAAGCUCUCACAGUACAGCUUUUGGGCCUGACAUACAACUGUAUUACUUUUGUUGUCUGAUGUCCUAAAACAUGUUAAGAGGAUCUCAAAGAAAACAUUCAUUAUGUAUUAAUUAGGGUUGUCACUUCAUUUUUUGGAGUUAAUAUUAUUUGCCAUUAUCAGUGUUGUUUAAGGUCAGUUUGAAGUAGCCUGUUUGUUCGUGACAGCAGCAGAAUUUCUACUUGAAUCCAACAUGAAACAUCCUGUAGUGGCCUUGCAAAGCGUCAGUAUUUUAGGUUGGUGCGCUCAAAAAUAAAUAAGAAAACAAAUAAAUAAUACAUUAGACA